Hibiscus syriacus is the source of this 1391-nucleotide messenger RNA. Its product is annotated as OVARIAN TUMOR DOMAIN-containing deubiquitinating enzyme 1-like. NCBI's taxonomy places the organism in Eukaryota, Viridiplantae, Streptophyta, Magnoliopsida, Malvales, Malvaceae. The transcript is spliced from 10 exons. The record is from RefSeq and is a predicted model, not a curated record. Gene Ontology annotation, cellular component: nucleus. Gene Ontology annotation, molecular function: cysteine-type deubiquitinase activity; ubiquitin binding. Gene Ontology annotation, biological process: protein K48-linked deubiquitination. The coding region runs from base 219 to 1163 and encodes 314 amino acids.
UGCUGUUUAACUCUUUACACUCAUCUUUCUUUAUGUUUAAAUAAAUGAAUUGAAGAUAGUCGCCAAGAAGGGGAUUCCUUUGGUAGCACUUUGCUUUCGAUCUGAGAUUUUGCGAAGACAAAACAAAUCCCAAAUCUUCAAUUUCCGACAUAAAGUUCACGCUAGGAGGCAGAGGUUAUUGAUAAACCUGAAAGCAUUUGAAUUCUUGUGAAGGAAAGAUGCAAAAUCAAGAGGGAGUGGUAGCUGCUGGGGAAAAGGAGUCUGCUGUGUCUAUUCCCAUUUCUGAAACGGAGUCCGCUGUGUCCAUUCCCAUUUCUGAAGGUGAUGACUGGGCAAAUUUCGCAGAUGAUGAUAUCAUGCAGCAACAAUCUACCAUUCAUGAUGAGGAAGCCAAGAAAGUUCCAUUUGUUGGUGACAAGGAACCACUCUCUAUGUUGGCAGCUGAAUAUGAAUCAGGAAGCCCUAUAUUGCUAGAAAAAAUAAAGGUACUUGAGCAACAAUAUGCUGCCAUUAGAAGAACACGAGGAGAUGGAAACUGCUUUUUCCGGAGUUUUAUGUUUUCAUACCUUGAGCAUAUUUUGGAAUCGCAAGACCGUGCUGAGGUUGAUUGUAUCAAAUGCAAUGUUGAAGAAUGUAGAAAAACACUUCAGAGCUUAGGUUAUGCAGAGUUAACAUUUGAGGACUUUUUUGCGUUAUUCCUUGAGCAGCUGGAUUGCGUUCUUCAAGGAAAUGAAGAUUCCAUUAGUCAGGAUGAGUUAAUACAAAGGAGUCGAGAUCAGUCAAUUUCUGACUAUGUUGUAAUGUUUUUCAGAUUUGUUACCUCUGGUGAAAUACAAAAGCGAUCAGAGUUCUUCGAACCCUUUAUUUUGGGAUUAACAAAUGCUACAGUAGAACAGUUCUGCAAAUCUUCCGUAGAGCCAAUGGGUGAAGAGAGUGAUCAUGUGCACAUUACUGCCCUUUCAGAUUCUUUGGGUGUGCCAAUUCGUGUUGUGUACCUUGAUCGUAGCUCUUGUGACGUCGGUGGUGUCAGUGUAAACCAUCAUGAUUUUCUUCCUACUUCGGGUGAUAAGUCAAAUGCUACAAGUGGUAGCUCCAUUCCUAUGAAGCCUUCUAUUACCUUGCUAUAUCGUCCUGGCCAUUAUGACAUUCUCUAUCCAAAAUGAUGCAUUUGCGUUUUCUGGUUGUUGACAAUGGUCCUUGGGGGAGAAUUUACCUUGCAGGGUGUUAAUCGGUUGUUAUGACUAAACUGUUUGUGCUUCUUUAACUGUGAGAUGUGAACAAAAGGUUUCCUCAAGACUUGGGACUUGUAUCUUGCUAUUGAUAAUAGCUAGCCUCUCCCAUAAUCUAUGUGAAAUUGCAUUGGUCCAAAUAUAAAUUGCUCAUUGUGAAAA